Messenger RNA from Vigna umbellata (rice bean), 843 nucleotides. The record is from RefSeq and is a predicted model, not a curated record. NCBI's taxonomy places the organism in Eukaryota, Viridiplantae, Streptophyta, Magnoliopsida, Fabales, Fabaceae.
GAAUUGUCACAUCAUGAAACUUCUAUAAUCACAGGUGCUAUAGAUUUGACUCAGAAGACAGCUAAAGAUGCAAUGACACCCAUAUCUCAAAUUUUUUCUCUUGAUAUAAAUUCUAAACUUGACAUGCAUACAAUGACACAAAUAAUGAGCAAAGGUCACAGUCGAAUACCAAUCCAUUCUGGGCACGCAAGAAGUAUCAUUGGCCUCAUAUUGGUUAAAAACUUGAUAUUCUGCCGCCCUGAAGAUGAGACACCCAUAAAGAAUUUGAUUAUUAGGAAAAUUCCAAGAGUUUAUGAAAGUUGGCCACUAUAUGAGAUAUUGAAUCAAUUCCAGAAGGGUCACAGUCACAUGGCUAUUGUCUUGAAAUCCAACAAAGACACAGAGAGCACUACAACUAGUGCUGUGGGUGCACCCACCUAUUUUAAUAUAAUUACUCCUAAAACAUCAAAUUCGGCUCAUGCUGAAGUUGUUGCAGAAUCUGAUUCUUCCUUUGUCCUUGAAAUGAGUCAGAGAAGUUCUGUACAUGAAUCCUGUUUAAACUCCAGUGAUGCGGAAUUUCAUAGUCCAACAUUAAGAAAUGUCAUGGAACUAGACAGUGAAGCGAGUCAAGAAAAUGAAUAUUUCUCACAGGAACAAAUAGAUUCUCUUCCAGAUGUUAUAGAUGAAGAGGUUAUUGGCAUCAUCACAAUGGAAGAUGUCAUGGAGGAACUGUUACAGAAAGACAUAUUGGAUGAAACUGAUGAAUAUGUACACGUUCAAAAGAACAUUAGAAUCAAUCUGCUGCAGUCACUUAAGUCACAAUCAAGAUCAUCAUGGAGGGCUUCUGGUUCUGGUCAUCGAUAA